AGCUAUGCAAGAGCUGCAGCCGCUCCAAGCUCCAGUUCUUCGUUUGCGUUUAAACCUGCUCAACAUCAAUAAUCUCAAUUUCUUCAACAACAGCAGCAAGCGCAACAAGAGUUCCAGCAACAACAGCAACAUCAACAGCAAAAACAGCAACCGCAACAGCAGUUUCCGCAGCAGCAGAUUUCUUUCACUGGCCCUGUCUUUCAGGCACCAAACCUUUUAAGCAAUACACAUAUCAAGACAAC
Messenger RNA from Closterium sp. NIES-67, 242 nucleotides. The record is from the annotation of a GenBank genome assembly. Lineage: Eukaryota; Viridiplantae; Streptophyta; Zygnematophyceae; Desmidiales; Closteriaceae.